UUUAGUUUUUAUUACAAAAAACAUAAAAACUCCACUAUUCACUCAAGCCUUAUCUCUCCCUAUUCAUCAUCAACUUUUGCAAAACCAAUUGAAAAAAACUGAAAAAACUACUUCUUUUUCAGUUUCCAUAUCUUUAGCCUCUUGUUUUGGGAGAAGGGUUUCUUCUCUUUCUCCUUCUUUCUCCAUAUAUAAGUCAGCAUCAUUACAUUGUUCUUGUUAUUUUCAUUUCUGGGAAAUAUAUAUAAAAAAAUAAAAAUAAAAAAUAGAGAAAGUUUGAUUUGUUCUCUCGCAUAUAUAUAAUCUGAAGGAGUUGUACAAAUUAAUCUUCUCUGUUUGCUGGUUGAACAAAGAAGAUAAAAGUUUUUGAAAGCUUGGAUUCAAAACGAUGGUUCGAGCUUUCUCUCAUCAAUGCAGCAUGCAGAAAUCAAAGUCUUUUCAUUUCAAGAGAAUGUUUGAUAGUAGUCCUGGAAGGAAUGGUCAAAGUAUGAUUUUGGACAAUGUGAAUGGUGGUGGAGCAGAAGAUUAUAACAGUAAACUUCAACUAAGAAGCUAUAACUCUAAAAUGGGAGGAGACCGCCCGAUGGAGAAUCAUAAUAUAGGAUGGGCACUUAAAGAAGAUAUAGAUCCGGUUUCAUGCUUGGAUGUUGGAGGCAGGAAAGUAAGUUCUCAAGGCAAGAUUACAUCUGCAGAUUUGGAGAUGAUGAAGGAAAGGUUUGCUAAGCUGCUUUUAGGUGAAGAUAUGUCAGGAGGGGGAAAAGGUGUUUCAUCGGCUUUGGCUUUGUCAAAUGCUGUAACCAAUCUUGCAGCAUCUGUUUUUGGAGAACAAAAGAAACUAGAGCCUAUGCCUGCAGAGAGGAAAGCAAAAUGGAAAAAAGAAAUCGAAUGCCUUUUGUCUGUAACCGAUCAUAUAGUGGAAUUCGUGCCCUCACAGCAGCAAUCCAAGGAUGGAACUUACAUGGAGAUAAUGGUGACUCGGCAAAGAAAUGAUCUGCAUAUAAACAUCCCUGCCUUGCGCAAGUUAGAUGCAAUGCUCAUUGCCUGCUUGGAUAACUUCGGAAACCAGAAUGAGUUCUGGUAUGUGUCCAGAGAAGAAGAUGAAAAUGAGAGUGGUAGUGCUCCAAGAAAGGAUGACAAGUGGUGGCUACCCACAGUCAAAGUUCCUCAAGAAGGAUUAUCAGAUGUCAGUCGAAAAUGGUUGCAAUUUCAGAAGGAAUCUGUGAACCAAGUACUAAAAGCAGCCAUGGCUAUAAAUGCUCAAAUACUUUCAGAAAUGGAGAUACCUGAAAACUACAUAGAAUCCCUUCCCAAGAAUGGAAGAGCUAGCCUUGGUGAUUCAAUCUAUAAAAGCAUAACCGAUGAACACUUUGAUCCUGCACAAUUCCUCUCAACCAUGGACUUGUCUACAGAACACAAAGUUCUUGACCUUAAGAACAGGAUUGAGGCCUCCAUUGUUAUCUGGAAGAGGAAGAUGCAUCAUAAGGAUGGAAAAGGUUCAUGGGGUUCGGGAGUGAGCUUGGAGAAGAGGGAACUAUUUGAAGAUAGAGCAGAAACCAUUUUGCUCCUACUCAAACAGCGUUUCCCGGGCAUUCCACAAUCUUCUCUCGACAUAAGUAAAAUCCAAUUCAAUAGGGACGUAGGACAUGCUAUUCUAGAGAGCUAUUCAAGGAUAAUAGAAAGCAGAGCUUCCACAGUCAUGUCAAGGAUUGAAGAUGUUCUUUAUGCUGAUUCUCUUGCCCGAACACCAUCACAACCCAAAAAAUCCAACAGGAAGCUUUCAAUGGAUUCUUCACCUCUACCACCAAAGUCUCCUAAACCCUCACCAGAAGAGGUGGAAGACUUGAAUUCUGCAGAGACACCAACCUCAAAGACACUCUUGGACUUCAUGGGUUGGAACAUAGUCCAAGGAGAAAGCGAUGCAAACAAGAAAGAAACAAAGCUGGACGCAGAGAGCUACAUUAAUAAAGAAGAAAGUGAUAAGCUUAUGAGCAAACCUGCUUUAAUCUCAACAAAAAAGUUUUCAUAUUUGGAAAAGAUUGAAAACUUGAGUGGUUUGAGAAGCCCAACAGCACGCCAUUAGUUUCAAUAGAGAGGGAAAAAAAAAAAAAAAGGAGAAAGAGAGAAAAA
Ziziphus jujuba (common jujube) is the source of this 2124-nucleotide messenger RNA. Its product is annotated as rho guanine nucleotide exchange factor 8. The record is from RefSeq and is a predicted model, not a curated record. The transcript has 7 exons. Gene Ontology annotation, molecular function: guanyl-nucleotide exchange factor activity. The coding region runs from base 386 to 2077 and encodes 563 amino acids. Lineage: Eukaryota; Viridiplantae; Streptophyta; Magnoliopsida; Rosales; Rhamnaceae.